Messenger RNA from Orussus abietinus, 795 nucleotides. RefSeq names its product calmodulin-like. The transcript is spliced from 6 exons. The coding region runs from base 79 to 795 and encodes 238 amino acids. Gene Ontology annotation, molecular function: calcium ion binding; enzyme regulator activity. Lineage: Eukaryota; Metazoa; Arthropoda; Insecta; Hymenoptera; Orussidae. The record is from RefSeq and is a predicted model, not a curated record.
ACGUUGGAAGGGAAAAUAUUGACGGCCGUCAACAAGUUCCUGACGACAUCUUCCUUUGUUAGCAAGGUCAAACUUCUAAUGACCAGACAGAGCAGUGGAAUCGUGGGGAAUAAUGGACGAGAGGAAAUUGCGGCUGGCCCAUCAAAACCUGCGAUUCACCCGAGGACGGUGUCUUCGAAAUCACAUGGAGUUCUGGAACCUAGUGUCAUUGAAGAACAAAAUGUUCUGAACGACCUCCAAAAGUUUGAACAUAAUACUGCCGCAGAAUCGAUGGUUGCGAGUCUACCGGGAACAAGCAGGCUCACCGAUAACACUCAUCGCGAUGAACCCCCUCUUCGGACAUCUUACAUAUCAAACAAAAUGCCGAGGAUCACCAAGACACAAAUGAAGGAAUUCAAAGAAGCCUUCAAACUUUUCGACAAAGAUGGUGACGGUAGCAUCACCAAGGAAGAACUUGGCCGUGUCAUGCGGUCUCUCGGCCAAUUCGCCAGAACUGAAGAACUUCAUACCAUGUUGCAGGAGAUUGACAUCGACGGUGAUGGAAACGUUAGCUUUGAGGAAUUCGUAGAAAUCGUCAGUAACAUAGGCAGCAACAAUGUAGCAGCACGAACGGACCAGGAAGAGGAACAAGAGCUUCGUGAUGCAUUCCGAGUGAUUGAAGACAUGAUCAAGGAAGUGGAUGUAGAUGGCGACGGUCGCAUCGAUUUUUAUGAAUUCGUCCAUGCUCUUGGCGAACCUGGCAUCGACGAUGACGACGAGGACGACGAAGAGGACGCCCAGUCUCCUGCCUACUAA